GGCGAUGCGGAGCCUCGCUCCAGGAAAAUAAUUAAACAUGGGCAAAGGAGAUCCUAAGAAGCCGAGAGGCAAAAUGUCAUCCUAUGCAUUCUUUAUGCAAACUUGCCAGGAAGAGCACAAGAAGAAGCACCCGGAUGCUUCCGUCAACUUUUCAGAGUUUUCUAAGAAGUGCUCAGAGAGGUGGAAGACCAUGUCUGCUAAAGAGAAGGGAAAGUUUGAAGACAUGGCAAAGGCUGACAAGGCCCGCUAUGAAAGAGAAAUGAAAACUCCUAAAGGGGAGACAAAAAAGAAGUUUAAGGAUCCCAAUGCACCCAAGAGGCCUCCUUCGACCUUUUUCUUGUUUUGUUCUGAGUAUCGCCCAAAAAUCAAAGGAGAGCAUCCUGGCCUGUCUAUUGGUGAUGUUGCAAAGAAACUGGGUGAGAUGUGGAACAACACUGCUGCAGAUGACAAGCAGCCUUAUGAAAAGAAGCCUGCUAAGCUGAAGGAAAAAUAUGAAAAGGAUAUUGCUGCAUACCGAGCUAAAGGAAAGCCUGAUGUGGCCAAAAAGGGAGUUGUUAAAGCGGAAAAGAGCAAGAUAAAGAAGGUAGAGGAAGAAGAUGAGGAGGAUGACGAAGAUGAGGAAGAGGAAGAGGACGAAGAAGAAGAAGAUGAUGAUGAUGAUGAAUAAGUCAGUUAUAGCGCAGUUUUUUUUCUUGUCUAUAAAGCAUUUAACCCUCCUGUACACAACUCCCUCCUUUUAAAGAAAAAAAUGGAAAUGUAAGGCUGUGUAAAAUUUGUUUUUAAACUGUACAGUGUCUUUUUUGUAUAGUUAACACACUACCGAAUGUGUCUUUAGAUAGCCCCGUUCCGGUGGUAUUUUCAAUAGCCACUAACCUUGCCUGGUACAGUAUGGGGGUUGUAAAUUGGCAUGGAAAUUUAAAGCAGGUUCUUCUUGGUGCAGAGCACAAAUUAUUUAUAUAUGGGUAUGGUAGUUUUUUUUCAUCUUCAGUUGUCUCUGAUGCAGCUUAUAUGAAAUAAUUGUUGUUCUGUUAACUGAAUACCACUCUGUAAUUGCAAAAGAAAAAAGUUGCAGCUGUCUUGUUGACAUUCUGAAUGCUUCUAAGUAAAUACAAUUUUUAUUAGAAAAAAAAGAAAA
Messenger RNA from Suncus etruscus (white-toothed pygmy shrew), 1135 nucleotides. RefSeq names its product high mobility group protein B1-like. Gene Ontology annotation, biological process: regulation of transcription by RNA polymerase II. The transcript has a single exon. The record is from RefSeq and is a predicted model, not a curated record. Gene Ontology annotation, cellular component: nucleus. Bases 38 to 667 code for a protein of 209 amino acids. Gene Ontology annotation, molecular function: DNA binding, bending. Lineage: Eukaryota; Metazoa; Chordata; Mammalia; Eulipotyphla; Soricidae.